AUGGGAGAGGCUAAUCCAACAAAAGGUAGGAAUAUGUCUGAUGAUUUGAAAGAAGAAUUAAGACAAAAAUUGAAUUUGUUAGUUAAAAAGGUCCUAAUGAAACAAGUUGCAGGGGAAAACAAUAGGCCUGUUGCAGUUUCAUUUCCCAACAACAUAUUGGAGUUUUGUAUUAAAGAAGUAGAGCAGAUAGUUCAACAUGCACAUAUUCCCCCAGCCGGCGGCGCGAAGCACCGUGCGAGGGUACUAAUUCCCCCCGGCUAUUUACACCCGGGGAAACGAAAGCAUUAGCGGAGUCUAAAGUUCAUCAAAUAUCGCGGGCGUGGGUCACGAUGGGUGGUCAUCCUCACUGACCUCAAAAAUAUGGCGGACUGUCAUGAAUAGCGGACACUGAUUGGUCCAAUUUAAAGUUUGCAUAAACGACUGCAUCACGUCAGCGAAAUAGCAAACAUUUCUUGAUUUGAUGAUUCAUGAUAGAUAAAUUUCUUGCGAAUAUACUUCAUUUUUACUCGCAUUUUUGCAAUAUUUUGUAAAUUUCAAAAGCUCUCGGAGAAAGAAACUGCGAAAGAAUCGACUAAAAGAAGGGAGCCGACGUUAACGAAGGUAAGUUUGUUUUAAAUAUUGAUUUUAUAAUGGCUUUAAAACCCGACGGCCUUUGCGUACUGUAUAUGAAACAACUAAACAAGACAGAAUAUAAUUUCAGUGUAUCUUUAAUAUUGAUUCCCUUUUGUAUUAUAUUGAAUUUUUUAAAUGAAAAAGAAAGCAAAGUUAUUUGCAAGCGAAAAUUUGAAAUCAUUUUAUUGCAAACUCAAAGUUUAUCGAUAAACCAUUUUAAUAAUUAAAGGUAGUUAAGUUAAAGAGCACUUUAAAACGUUUUGCGAAGCGUUUGUGGUUGAAUUUUACCUUAAAUUGAGGCUUAUAUUACGUAUAAUAACAUACCUAAGAUAUAUAUGUUGGGAAUUAAUGAUUUUGUAAUUAAAAGUGAUAUUUUUAGGCGAUUUUUCAUUUGUAAGAAUAUUCUUAAAAAAUUAUCGUGUUACCAUGACAACUAUUUUAGAACUUCGUGUUCGGAACAUACAAUGGUUUUGUCAGCAAGGCGAGGGUUUCUGCAUGCAUGUAUUUUCUAGUAUAUUCAGUGUUGAUGAUAACAUGAAGUAUGUUAACAUUUGGCAAAGGACACAUGCAUUACAAGUUUUGGACGUCUUCUCUUCUAUGUUUCAAGAUUUGGACAUAAAUCCAAUGUUGGAUAGUGAUGAUUCAAGUGAUGAUGAUCACAGUCAUGAGGACUAUACUGAAUCGGAUGAGAUAUGUCAAGAUCCAUCGUUUCUUUCACUUUUAGGUGAAUCUGACAUGUACAUUGAUUUUCUUGAUGAAUCGCAAACAAACGAUAAUUCCAUGGAACAAUCAGGUUGUCUGGCAAUUCUUGAAACUGUACUAGACCAAAUUGGCAAUGCUGAUGAUUAA
Messenger RNA from Paramuricea clavata, 1461 nucleotides. NCBI's taxonomy places the organism in Eukaryota, Metazoa, Cnidaria, Anthozoa, Malacalcyonacea, Plexauridae. The record is from the annotation of a GenBank genome assembly.